Messenger RNA from Dioszegia hungarica, 1242 nucleotides. RefSeq lists its product as uncharacterized. Lineage: Eukaryota; Fungi; Basidiomycota; Tremellomycetes; Tremellales; Bulleribasidiaceae. The transcript has 8 exons. The record is from RefSeq and is a predicted model, not a curated record. The coding region runs from base 1 to 1242 and encodes 413 amino acids.
AUGGAGCCAGAUGAGGAGCAACUGGAGCGGAUUCAGGCGGCGUACCCAAAUCGUCCUCCGAUCAUGAACCGGCGUGACCUCUUCACAAGGGGUUUUCUGCGUCAAGACGGACCGGACGACUUCGACCUCGAGCUGGCGGAAGAGGAACGCAACCAGGUCCCUCCACCAAGACCUGGAGAACCGGGCUUCAAUCUCAGCCGACCAAAGCAGAGAGAGCUCGCUGAGCAAGGAUCCGCGGCGGCGGCUGGUCCGUCGAGCGCAAAUGCCGCUCAAGCUUCCGGGAGUGGAUCAGUGAAGCGGAAGCGAGCGCGGAGUCCGUCAACAGCUGCUGAUCGAUCGAGUAAAUCAAGCGAAUCAGGCUCCUCCCGCGCGUCAAGCGUGCCGAGCGCGUCCCCAUCCUCCCCCUCUGAGCCUGACAGUAUUCAUCCCGCUCCCUAUCGGCCCGCAGACCCCGAACAGAGACUGCUUCAGACAAUGCGAGAACGGAUCCACUAUUAUCGGACGCAAAUGAUGGAUCUGAGCGAACAAUUGGCGGAUUUGCAUGAGGAGAGGGAAGCGUCCGAGGCUCUGGCGGCGAAGCAGCAGCGAGAGAUUGAACGGUUGACUCGGAAAUUGAAGCGGGCGGACCCGAGGCUGUUGCAUCCACCGCCUGGAUCGACGGGAUGGUCGAUACAUCAGCCGGAAGAUGCGCCCACCUUUUCUACUCCGGCCGCCUCGAUCGUCGAAGCAUCAGCCAGCAAGCAGACCCGCGGUCGCAUUCUCAGCCCUUCGCCUCCGGUGGCUGAUGCCAAGCUAUCGGAGACCAUCGACACCCCCCCUGGCCCGAUCGUUUCUGGACACCUCUCGUCCCGUCCUCCGUCUUGGAUGAUCUCGGGCCCCGAAGCUUUUCCAUCGGAGACCGCUGCGCACUUCUCCAAUCAGUCGAUCGUCCAGGCUGGUACGAUGCCUCCUUGUCCAUCCCCGGACGCUUCAAGCCCAGCCAUUGUCAGUAGGCAGGCGGGUAGACAAGCUCUAAGCUUUUCUCCACCGGCAUCAGACAGCGAUGAGCUAGACCUCAGUGUACCCCCAGCGGAGACCAUCUCCAUGCUCGUCAAGACCGUCAAGGACUUACAGGCGGAAGUCAAGGGGGUGAGGUCAGAGCUCGAGGAAACGCAAGCGGCGGCGCUGGAGAUGCGCCAAACGCUUAUGAGUGGUUCAGGUCAGAUAGGACACGCCAUUGGAUCAGUGUCUAACAAGGCCUGA